CAUUUAGUGUCGGCAUUCAACAAUGGAUAAUGAACGAAGCAGCCAAAGAGGUCGGCCGACCGACAAUGGUGGUACCAGUAACCUCGACGCAAACUCUGGCGCCUGGAUCAUGCGGCAACCCAGACGACCAAAGCUACCUUUCGAUAGGCUACAGAUAGGCGGAUUAAAGCAGCUUCCUUCAUUUACUAAGAACGAACUCAAUGAUUUCGUCAAGAUGGUCGAGAUGGAGACACCUGAACAAUAUCAAGGCGAGAGUGACGACAAAGCCAGAAUCACAUUUGUAGCAAGAGGCCAUGUGGAUGCCAUCCGAUAUGCGGUUCAAGCGAUGAAGACGCAAUCUGAUCCCGCAUCUCCGCGUCUUAUCAUGUUCACCGACGCGUCCUUCAAUCAUAGAGCGAACAUUGCUGGCUGUGGGAUUACCUACAAGCGCACCUAUGGUCGCGAUCACAACUGGAUCGACGCAGCCUACGGGUCAAGAGGGAUCUCCGAUUAUAUUGAUCUGGAAGUCAUAGCGCUGCAUAGGGGGCUAUGGAUAGCCUAUUACGAGAUGAUGGAUUGGGUCGGUCGAUGUCCAGAUCUUGGCUUUGGCAAGCGCGCUUCAAUGCCCAAGGUUAUCGUCAUUACCGACGGGCUCUCCGGGAUCCAGAACUUGCAUUACAGCUACUGCCGCACCAAGCUAGAGUUCAAACCGUUCGACGAACCGGAAAUCCACCAAGAUCUAGCAUGUCCAGUCGAAAAACUCCUGAAACUAGGCUGCAAGGUCGAGGUCCACUGGACGCCGGGGCAUGUCGGGGUUAAAGGGAACAGUAGAGCCGAUGCGUUAGCUGCUCUGGGGGCCAACUAUGCUUUGAAGUAUGCCCGUUCGACUGGUCGCGACAUCACGGACUUGAUGCUCCCAUUCUCGAAUCCCUUGCCUAGCGCAAAGACUAGAAAACCGUAUCCGUUCCACCUCGGAAAUCCAAUGAACGAUCUAAUGCAUUGGCGUGAGGAAGAAACGAAAGGGGCCAUCCUAAACUCAUUGCCACGGAGAAGUGCUUUGGAUCUUAUCUCGAUUAUGUUCCAAACGCGAGGUUCCGAGAGAGAAACCCCCUCCAGGCCCAAAGCCGUGAAGAAGGUCGUCGAGAAAAAGCUGGUCAAGAAACAGGCAUUCGAGAAAGACUCACCGAGGAUGGGCAAUGGAGUUAAGGAAAAGCUAUCAAAUAUCAUGGAUAGGAUGGGCGAACUUUUCGAGAAAGCCCCUCAACCAACCGCUCCCCAGAGUGAUAGUAAUACCAGACGAGGGAAGAGAAAGGCAGAUGCUGAUCCCUAUCCUGACGAUGCCGAUAACCUGGCGCCUCGAUUCAAAAGACUUAGAACUAAUGCUGGUACUGACGACCAGAAUUGCAUUGUCCAAUGA
This is a messenger RNA of Daldinia caldariorum, 1396 nucleotides long. RefSeq lists its product as uncharacterized. NCBI's taxonomy places the organism in Eukaryota, Fungi, Ascomycota, Sordariomycetes, Xylariales, Hypoxylaceae. The transcript is spliced from 2 exons. Bases 23 to 1396 code for a protein of 457 amino acids. The record is from RefSeq and is a predicted model, not a curated record. Gene Ontology annotation, molecular function: nucleic acid binding; RNA-DNA hybrid ribonuclease activity.